UGGUAUUUAUUGAUAGAAACCAUUAGCGAGAUCGUUUCAGGGGACGCCCCCUCGUGUGGCGAUUGAAAAGUGAGAGUUGAACGCAGAAAGGCGAAGAUUUGUAGAUAUUUUCAAACAGUUUUUAUUGAAGCUUCGUAGCUAGCGGACGUGUCCGGGGAACAGCGCCAAAAUGAAUGUGUCAAUUUUGCUACUUAUUGUGGGUGUCGUCUGCCUGGGAGCUGCGUCAGCAGCGCCUCAGUUAAGGCAGCGCAACGAGAAGCAGGUCCAGACGGUCGAAGACGAGUUCCCAUACAAGGGUGCCACCAUUGAGGAAGUGGUUGUGGAGUCUGCCCUGUACAUCAAGCCUAAGGCGACACAGCAAACGAGGCGCGUGCGUUCGGCAAAUUCGGAAGAUUCCCCUCUGCAAGGCAUCUAUGCGACACACAAGCGGGUGAAGCGUGGCCGUGGAGGCCGUGGACCUGGCUUUGGUGACCAAUAUGCAGGAAAUCCAGGUUUUGGCGCCGGCUUUGGUGGUAGUCCUAGUGGCGGCUUCGGCGGCAACAACCAAGGAUUCGGCGGCAGUAACACUCAGGCAGGCACCUCAGCAGGAGUUGGAGGAACUAAGGCCGGCGUUGAUGUUGGUGCCGGACCCGAUGGCGGCAAUGCCAAUGCGAAUGUACAGCUGAAUCCACUUGGGCCACUCGGCCCAAGCGGCUUCAACCAGGAACAAGCUGUCUCCAAUGGCGCUGCCCACAGCAACUACAACAAUGGACUCAAUGCCGGCUCCUCGGCGGCCAAUGCCCAGGCCCAGGGAUUCCAGUCGCAGACUGCUAAUGGUUCAUUCGGCGCCUCCUCCGCCAGCACGGCCACCCAGUCGCAGAACAUCAAUCCAUUCGGCAGCAACAAUGCCGCUGGAGCCUCGCUGAGUCAGGUGUACAAGCUGCCCAAUGGCCAGACGAUCAAUUUCAGUUCCACCAAUAGCUUUGCCAACAACGGGGCCAACCAGGGAAACAGUCACGGUGCAGCGGUGUCUGUGAGCCGCUAAGCGGUAGGUCAGAUCAAGUCAGAUCAUUACAUUUUUCUGUGUGCAAAU
Messenger RNA from Drosophila subobscura, 1072 nucleotides. RefSeq names its product ATP-dependent RNA helicase glh-2. Lineage: Eukaryota; Metazoa; Arthropoda; Insecta; Diptera; Drosophilidae. The record is from RefSeq and is a predicted model, not a curated record. The transcript has 2 exons. Bases 170 to 1024 code for a protein of 284 amino acids.